This is a messenger RNA of Chaetomium fimeti, 645 nucleotides long. RefSeq lists its product as uncharacterized. The coding region runs from base 123 to 587 and encodes 154 amino acids. NCBI's taxonomy places the organism in Eukaryota, Fungi, Ascomycota, Sordariomycetes, Sordariales, Chaetomiaceae. The transcript is spliced from 2 exons. The record is from RefSeq and is a predicted model, not a curated record.
GUUCCCGCCAUGUUCAACUACCAUUCCUGAAUUUCGACCUUGACUUUUUGGUCAUCUGAGAUUGCGCAUCUGCUCGGGUAUUCGAACAGGUACCGUACUAUUGUUACAAACUCGUCGUCACAAUGCCCCCGAUGCACAACAAAUGGAAACUGGUCCGAUUCGAUACAGCAUCCGUUUCCCCAACCACGCCAUCUCCAACGCCCAUGCCUGGCCCGCCAUACGAUUCGUCUCCUUUGGUUAUUCUUGCCGCCGUAUUGGGCAGCUUAGCUUUUGGCAUCGGUGUUUUGUGGUUGGCGAGAUGCGCCUUCGCCGAUCCGCUGCUUCGGCAGGCAAGAAGAACCGACCCGAAUUCAUGGUACAUUUUGCGUCUUUCUCCAGCACCCCCCGGUUUAACGAAGCGGUGCAGGGCGUCAACGGUUCGAAUUCCCAAUAUCAAACGCAUUAGUGUCCUCCGUUCCACCAACAAUGCUAGCACAUGGACACGUCAUCUUAGACCGACAUAUCCCUCGCGGGCCUUGCUGCCGGGGGGGAGUUGGUAUGGACGGCCGAGAGAAAUAGCGUUCGAAACACACCGCGCAAUCAGGUGAGGGGGCGUUAGGAUGAGCAGUUGCUUCGGUUACAGUUUGGUGUGCACAUGGAUUGAAC